Molecule: messenger RNA, 1854 nt
Organism: Thecamonas trahens ATCC 50062
Lineage: Eukaryota; Apusomonadida; Apusomonadidae
Product: adiponectin receptor 1
Exons: 1
Coding region: 476-1072 (198 amino acids)
Source: RefSeq, a predicted model, not a curated record
GGGUCAGCAACGGACCGCCGCAUCAGCAACAGCCGCAACCUCGGCAUCACCACCGAGCCACAGACUCGCACCGGACCACCACCAACAACAACGGCAGCCACAGCAGCAGCAGCAGCCGACUCGAACGCUCUCGCCGUCGCGCGCACUCUCGCCGUCGCGUGCGCUCUCACCGUCGCGCGCGCCACGGAAGCCCAUCGUCUCGCGGUUGCCGUGGGAGGCCGGCGACGGUGGCGCGGGCACACGGAAGCGGUCGGUCUCGCCGGCGGCGCGGUCACGAUCAAACUCGCCGCAGUUGAGACAGCUGAGAAGGGUCAAGUCGGUUGAGGGAGCAGCGGUGCAGGAGGCGGUCGGCGCGGCUAGGGCGAGUGCGGCCAGGUACGGCAGGACGGACCGGCCCGAGUUCUCGCGGUCGUCCGAGACGGUCAUAGCUGGCGUCGAUCCGUACCAUCUGAAGGAAGCGCGGCUGGUCAAACCAAUGCAGUCGUACGCCGAGUACGAUGUCGACGCGGCGUGCCUUGCCGAGUCGCUGGAGCUUAUUCCGUGCUCGUCGUGUGGCCGCAAGUUUGUUCGCGAUCGGCUUGGCAAGCACGAGUCGAUCUGCUCCAAGGAGCGGUACGUGAGGACACGGUUCGACUCAUCGCAUGCGCGCAAAGCAGGAACAGGGGCCGAGGUGUAUGGCGAGACUGGCUCGUCGCCGCCUGCCCGCUCGCGGUCGCCACUGCCCGACGGUGCCGCCGACGCUUCGGCACCGGUUGCAGCGGGCGCCGCCGGCUCGUCGUCGACCCGCCGCCCGCGCAAGCCGCCCAUCCGCGGCGGCAAGUCGACACGUGGGAGCAAGCCUUCGCGUGGGAGCUCCGCCGCCGCGUCAGCAGCAGCGGCAGCAAGUAAGCGGCGGGCGAGCAAGAAGGCGCCUGGCGAGGCGUCCGACUCGGGCUCGGGGGGUGGGGGGCUUGGCGCUGGCGCCAACCGGCGGCACGUCAAGGGCACGACCCAGCCGGGCUCCAAGUAUGGGGCGCCCGUGCGGAGCGGGCGGCGGCGCGGAAGCAAGCGUGGAAGCAGGCGGCGGGCGUGACACGAGCACAGCUGCAGAGCUUUGCAUUUAUGUUCCGCCGCUGGCACUCAGGUCCGACGGCGGGUCCGGCGUGUGCGGCCAGUCGCCGACGGAUCCGUGGGUGAGUCAUCGGCCGAGGCCGUGCGGGUCCGCCGGGUGACGCGGGAUGCCGACGAGGAAUGUGUCGACGAGGCAUUAAGGCUCUCGUCGGAUGAUGACGGCGCAGGCGUGGUGUCGACAGCUCGUGCAGGCGCCGGUGUGGAAGCCGGUGGCGGCUGGUCGCGGGUGACGCGCUGCGCCUUGAUGGCGUUGAUCCGGGCCUGGACACGGGCGAUGAUGCGUUCCUCCUCGGCGAGCUGUUCGUCGAGGGCGGAGAGGGCGGCCGCGCUCCAUUUGGGGUCGGCCUCGGGCGUCAUCUGGGUCUCCAGCUCGGCCACCGAGCGGCGAAGCAUGGUCAUGUACUUGAUCGUUUCUUGCAGCACGUUUGUCUUCUUUGUCGACCGCGCCAUCGAGAGUGAUGGCACAAGCUCGGUCAGCCGUGCCAGCCGGAGCUUGAUCCCGUCGCGCCGUUGCUUCUCCACCGAUCGGUGAUGGACCCGUCGGCGGACUUGCUGCGCCUCCUCCUCGGUCAUGCUCUCCAAAUCAAAGUCCUCCAGCGCCCGCUCGACCCGAGCAUUCAGCUCGCGGAUCUCAUCGUCGUUCAUACUGCGCCCUGAUGCAGGUGAAUCGAAUACGGCUGAAACCGGUAGCUUGGCUUGUCCGACCUUUGUAAAAAUAUGCCGUUUCUCCGCGCGGCUCCGGCA